Molecule: messenger RNA, 900 nt
Organism: Clunio marinus
Lineage: Eukaryota; Metazoa; Arthropoda; Insecta; Diptera; Chironomidae
Source: the annotation of a GenBank genome assembly
UAAAAUUUCCUGGAAUAAAUUUCAGAAAUAAAAUCUUCGAUCAUUUUGUAGUUUAAAUUCUUUUCUUCUUUUUUAUUUAUUUAAAGCUGUAUAGAAAUGGAUCAGCAUUAUUGUUUGCGCUGGAACAAACAUCUAACAAAUCUAACAGAUGUCCUAAUAUCACUACUAGAGCGGGAAGCGCUCUGUGAUGUGACGCUUUCGGUGGGCAACAAUAAAACGAUAAAGGCGCAUCAAGCAAUUUUAUCAGCAUGUAGUCCAUAUUUCGAAAGUAUCUUCAUUGAAAAUACUCACCCGCAUCCCAUAAUGUACAUGGGAAAUGUAGAUUUUGAAGAUCUUAAGGCAAUUAUUGAAUACAUUUACAAAGGAGAGGUGAACAUAGCACAAAAUUCACUGCAGAAAUUUCUCAAAACGGCUGUUGAUUUGCAAGUGAGUACAAUGCAAUGUUGUAGAUUAAAAUUUGUAAAGGGACUUGUUGAGACCAACAACAUCAGCUAUAAUCCCGAGAACGUGAAUGAACCGAAUUUAUCAGCAGCAUCACCAAUUCAGCCGCCAGACAAUGAGAAUGCAAAUUUUGAAAAUAAUCACGGAAGUAAUCGUCAUCUCGACCGUGGACAUUUUAUUAGUGAACGAUUCGGUGAUAACAAUGAGCCGCAUAUACCUUCUUACAAAGAUCAUGAUCGGAAAAAUGAUAAUGAUCCACGAUUGGAUUUAUCGCCGAAUCCAGAUCAAGCGAGUAGAAAAAGACGAAAAGUUUCAAGCUGUGAUACACCCUCGUUACCAUUGCAAUCUUCCUUAUCGCGACAUCCUUCAGAAUCCCAGAAAACGAAGAAGAAAAAGUUGUUUAGUUGCGACAUCAUCAUAAACAGAUUUAUUGCAACAAUUUUUUAUUCUUUAAUAUAA